AUGUACGCUCAAGCGCCAAAUGGUCUCGAGCCACAGAACCUUUAUUUUCUAGCUCGGGCCAUAGUUUAUUCAUGGUGGGGUGAAAGCCUGUCUGACCGCAAUGCGACAUAUGUGGAGAAAUCGGGUCCGUAUCGGGCUCGGUGUUGGCAGGAUAUGGGCCAACCAACACUCCAGCAGUUGACCAUGACAUUCCCCUUCUAUGUCAAGUCGAUUGUGAAGUACAGAAGUCCGCACCCGCAGGAUCUUUCUUUUCUGAAAGGUGAGAUUAUCCGUGUCUUUGGUUACGCGGAUCGCGCUGUCGAAGCCAGCGAGUCAGCUGAUCCUUACGACGAAGACGAGGAUGACCGUUGGUACAUGGGCGAGUCCUUAGACGGAUCAAAACAGGGUCAAUUCCCAGCCAGCCUUGUUGAAUAUACAGAAUAUUCAGUUGAGACGCAGCCAAGUUCCCAAGAUGAAGGUGCUCAGCCCAACUCUGCUGUAUUAUCGCAAGCAUCGCCCAUAAUCGAAGAGCGUGCCGCUGAAAUGGAAUAUGCGGGAAUGCAAAAAACUUCCGAGACUCCUAAGGAUGAUUUGAAAAGUUCUCAGGAUGCUGACAUUCCUACAGUUACCAAAGAAGCGAAUGCAUUGCCGGUCGAAGACACAAACCAAGAAGCGACCCGUGUUGAUCGCAUUCAUCAAGAUACAGCAGCGGAAAGUGUGACUUCAUCGCAGACUUCACCUUCUGAAGUGAAUACCAAUCAAACAGAAAUUAUCCCUCACGAAUACACCCCCCCUGACACACUUGCAUCUCCCGCCGAACUGUCUGCUGUUGAGUCAAAGCUUCAGCAGGAGCCAAAGACGGAAAACUACGAUGAGACUCCUUCAGCUACUAAUACAGUAGGCUCACAAACUAUGGAGGCCGAUGAAAAGGCAUCAGAACCGUCAGAGAUUGAUCCAAGCCGUAUGUCUCUCCGAGAUCGUAUUGCAGCAUUCAACAAAACGGCAAAUAAAACCCCACCACCAAUCCCUAAAGGUAAACCGAGCACUUGGAAACGACCUUCUAUUUCCAACAAUGCCGAAAAACCACUCCUUCCAAAUCAAGUGCCGCCUGCACUCGCCGCUACUACUGUGCCGCGUGUUCAGAAAGCCCCUGAUACUAGUGAUUGUGAUGCAAGCGCAGAUACGGGAUCUUCUUCCUUCAGUGCGUCAGAUGCAAAGAGCAGCAUUAAAAUGAGUUUGAAAGAACGAAUGGCAGCGUUGCAACGUGGCCAUGAAGGUGGGACCACAAUCCCAGCACCUUCGUCCGAACGAGCUGUCCCUGUUGUGGUAAAACAGGAAGAACAGACUCAAGCCAACAUUACUAACACAACAGAGGAUGAAGCCACACGUCGUGCUGCAAUUGCCAAGCGCAUGGCAGCUUUAGGUGGUCGUCGGGUGGAUGCGGGCCUUUUUUCUUCUUCAAUUGCACCCACCUCAGAACCCACAGUGGUGACAGAGAAGCAGCCUGAAAAAGAUGAAAUGGAAGCUACUAAGGAGAAAAUGGAAUCACCGGUAGAAAAUGGUUCUCACACAGAUGCACCUCAGCCUUUGGUGGUUCCAAAACGCACAGCCGCUCCUCGUACACGUCGAUCCAAGCCUGCCGAGUCUGACAGCUCAGUGAGUCAAGAGCCUGAAAAGACUCUCAUGAAUAAUGAUGGUCCCGAAACCACUGCUUCGGAUCCUGUUUUGCCACCACAAGACAGGGGACUUAAAUCUUCCAUGGAGCAGGACGCUACACCAGGCCAAGUAUGCUACGAUCAUGCUAUUGAACCGAGUGGAUCUAACUUAGACACGACUCCAUUGUCUUCUGAUUUGGAGGAGCGUUUGGGUGGCACAAGUCUAGCAGAAAAUGAUGGAAUUUCUUUUCAAGAAACUGCACCACUUCAGAACUUGCAAAGCACAGUACCUGCUGUAUCAGAGAUCGAUGGUAGCCCUGAGAGGGCUGAAGAGGGCGCUCAACAAGUGCAGGAAGGUGUGGCUCUCUCUCCAGAAGACCCAAUUGAAACUGGACCAUCCUCUUACGUGACGAGGGCUUCAGAGGAACAGAAUCAUAUAUCAUCCCAAGAGGAACCUGUCUCUCAGUUAUCCCCUUCAGAUACGCUGGAUUCUCAUUCACCGGUGAACGUUCCAGAUAUGAAGGAUGAGCGCGCUCAAGUCUCGGUUGUCACCCGACUAAUGCCUGCAUCCGCUGUACAAGAUUCGCCAGCUCAUACUGAAGACCAGGUGGCUUCUAGCUCUGUGACGAGUCCUACGAUGCCUGCACCUGUUAAUUCAUCAUUCCCUGUGAUUCCAGGAGCAGAAUACGUAUCUCCAGCCAGCUUUUCAUCGCCCCAAUUGGCAAGACCUGCUCAACCCGUUGACCAGGCGCCACCUGUACAAACAGACUCAGAUGAGACUGCCAAGCCUGAUAUACCUAAAAAGGAUAAUUUUGUUCAACAAGAAGAUCCCGAGGUGUCUGAGAAGACACGACGUGAGGCCAUCGCGCGGCGCUUGGCCCGAAUGGGUGGUCAACGAAUUGCAGGUUUGGGUCCCAUUCCAGUGCAGACGACGCCCAGUCCUUUAGCAGAGCCAGUUGAAGGCAUGCAAGAAGCUCCUGUGCAAGAAGUACCUUCCUCGAUGACGAGAGAGAGUACAUUGGUUGAGAACCAAGACUUGCGAAGCCCUACCAGUCCACCUCUUCGCACGCCCCCCUGUAUCCCCACUCCCGGGGCAGAGCUACCAAAUGGGCAUCAAGAGUAUGGAGCAGUGGUUGAUGAAGAUGCUUUCCAUAAGACUAAUAGGCCGACACGGCCACCCCCUCGCGCACCGCCGCGUGCACCCCCUCCAGUUCCAGAGUAA
Molecule: messenger RNA, 2856 nt
Organism: Malassezia sympodialis ATCC 42132
Lineage: Eukaryota; Fungi; Basidiomycota; Malasseziomycetes; Malasseziales; Malasseziaceae
Exons: 2
Coding region: 1-2856 (951 amino acids)
Molecular function (GO): protein binding
Source: RefSeq, a predicted model, not a curated record